AUGAAUGAACUGGACUCACUAAGGCAAGAGGCUGAAACGCUGAAAAAUGCCAUACGAGAUGCAAGAAAAGCAGCAUGCGAUACAAGUCUGUCGCAAGCGACCACCAGCAUGGAACCGGUCGGCCGGAUACAAAUGCGAACGAGACGUACCCUACGUGGACAUCUCGCCAAAAUAUAUGCCAUGCAUUGGGGCUCUGACUCCAGAAAUCUAGUAUCAGCCUCACAAGAUGGAAAGCUUAUCGUAUGGGACAGCUAUACGACAAACAAGGUACACGCCAUACCACUUAGGUCUAGCUGGGUGAUGACGUGUGCAUAUGCCCCAUCAGGCAGUUUCGUUGCUUGUGGUGGCUUAGACAACAUAUGUUCAAUUUAUAGUUUAAAAACAAGAGAAGGUAAUGUAAGAGUUAGCCGAGAACUGCCAGGGCACACAGGUUACUUAUCAUGUUGUAGAUUCCUUGAUGAUAACCAAAUUGUCACCAGUUCAGGAGAUAUGUCAUGUGCAUUAUGGGAUAUUGAAACUGGCCAACAGUGUUCAUCAUUCAUUGGACAUACUGGCGAUGUUAUGUCUCUGUCAAUGUCACCUGAUAUGCGAACAUUUGUAUCAGGAGCUUGUGACGCUUCAGCAAAAUUAUGGGAUGUUCGAGAUGGAACCUGCAAACAAACGUUCCCAGGACAUGAAUCUGAUAUCAACGCUGUCACGUUUUUCCCGAAUGGCUAUGCCUUUGCUACUGGCUCAGAUGAUGCUACCUGUCGUUUAUUUGAUAUCAGGUCUGACCAAGAAUUAGCUAUGUACUCACACGACAACAUAAUAUGUGGCAUAACAUCUGUAUCAUUUUCAAAAUCUGGACGUCUACUAUUGGCAGGUUAUGAUGAUUUUAACUGCAAUGUUUGGGACUCAAUGAAAGCUGAACGUGCCGGUAUAUUGGCUGGUCAUGACAACCGAGUCAGUUGCCUGGGAGUAACUGAAGAUGGCAUGGCUGUUGCUACCGGUUCUUGGGAUAGCUUUUUACGUAUUUGGAACUGA
This is a messenger RNA of Macrosiphum euphorbiae (potato aphid), 1023 nucleotides long. Lineage: Eukaryota; Metazoa; Arthropoda; Insecta; Hemiptera; Aphididae. The record is from the annotation of a GenBank genome assembly.